Molecule: messenger RNA, 1050 nt
Organism: Ostrinia furnacalis (Asian corn borer)
Lineage: Eukaryota; Metazoa; Arthropoda; Insecta; Lepidoptera; Crambidae
Exons: 2
Coding region: 67-1029 (320 amino acids)
Source: RefSeq, a predicted model, not a curated record
AAAGAGUUAAAUUUCGUCUUGUAUCUUGUCUUGUGUUUGUAUAUAAGUUUGGUGGCAAAGUCAAGGAUGGGAGGAAGUAAGAAGCGCAAAAAAGAUCCUCAUGACGGAGAGUCGCCGGUCGACACGUCCUCCGACACGGAAGACAACAUGGAAAAAUACCAGGUUUUUAAAGUAUCGGGGUACUCAAGAAAGUACCCUGAAAACAGUCCAAAAAGCGAAUUUAUAGUUUUCCUCGCACAUAAAGACGAAAAGCAGUUGUUCACUGACAAGGACCGACUUGCGAUUUCACACUCGAUUAGAAAACACUGUAUAAAUGGCAUUUUACAUCUAAAGCCUAUAAAUAAGUACAAAAUUGGUAUCACUUUCGAUCUCUCGAAUAAUGCUAAUGUGUUUAUACAAAAUAAAAAAUUUAUGGACGAACUGGGGUUGAAAGCUUCAAUACCCGCUAUAGAUACCGAAGUUACGGGAGUCCUCAACUCAGUACCUAUUGAUCUCUCAAACAAAAGAAUAUUUUCUUUAAUAGGCAGCUCCAGAAAUGUUAUACAGGUCAGGCGAUUCAUGCGUCGUGUGCGAAACGAGGGUGGUUCGGUCUCAUAUCAGCCUACUCAGACUGUCGCUGUUACCUUCGCAUCGACAGAACUACCACAAUACGUGUACCUUGACUCCUGGAGGCAUGAGGUCAGUGUUUACGUCCCGCCAGUAAAGCAAUGUUUGCAUUGUCUCAAGUUUGGGCACAUUGCCAAAUAUUGUAAGAAUGCAGAAGUUUGCUCCGUCUGUACACAAAACCAUAAUUUUAAAAACUGCACAGAGGAUCCCAAAAACGCCAAAUGUAACAACUGCGGUGGUAACCACAUCGCAAUAUCCAAUACGUGUCCCCAAAAAAAACUUAAAAUAGAAGAAAACAAAAUUAGAUCAAAAGCAACCAAAUUUUCGGAUUUAUUUAAUGAAAAUUCAUUCCCGCAAUUAACAAUGAGAAACAUUGAAACACAAGUACAAAAUUUGACUAAAUCAGAGCCCCGAUUACGGUAACUUUUAUAACGUCUACAAUCC